Messenger RNA from Lingula anatina, 1203 nucleotides. RefSeq lists its product as uncharacterized. Lineage: Eukaryota; Metazoa; Brachiopoda; Lingulata; Lingulida; Lingulidae. The record is from RefSeq and is a predicted model, not a curated record.
CUUGCUAAUUCUAGUAUUGUUGAUGUUCUACUGCUGCGCCAUCUAUUACUGUCCUGAUUUGCCUGUGUCCUGAUUUGCCGUUUCCGCCAUUUUCUGACCUGGAUUGCCGGUUUCUCCUAAAGCGAGUCUGCGUCCUCUGGUAAAGCCGGCAAGCACCUUUCGCGCAUGCGCUGUUGUUUGAAGCCGGUGCCUACUAGUCUGCUCGACCACGAGGCCGGACUACUCAGCGGAACUGGUCUGUGGUCUAUUAGUGGUUGGAAUUCCUAAGUGGGAAUCGCUGGAGUCCUCGUAGCACAAGGAAUUCGAUUUCGUCACAGCUACCGUGCAGACGGUAAGAGAUACGACUAAUAAACAGAACUGAGAAACAAUACACUGCGAUCUCACUAAAUAGAACCGGUAAAUACUUUAUUGUGGAUCAUCUUUUCCCUUGUGAACCACGGACCGAGGUACAUUUGUGCAGCGAUCUUCCUGCCACUUAUUCCUGGACGACUCCAUCUUAACUCGAGUGCUUCACAGAGAAUUUACAGUCGACUUAUAGGGUGCAGCAUGGCGCAUACACCAACAGGACAACAGAUAGACAGACUCCAAGAGAUUCUCGAUUCUCUUUUGGAAUCACCUAAUGCUCAGGUUCCUGUCAACCUUGAACUAGAACAACAAAGGACUGAUGGAAAUAUGUUGCCUGUUGAAAAUGUUGACAUGGGACAUGAUAUUGAAUUAAUGGGCUUUGGGCAUGUAAAGGCACAACUAGUUGCAGGCCCUGAGCAUCAGCUAAUUAAAGUUCGGGUCACUUCCAAAAAAUUGCUCCUUUUGUUUGCCAUAACACUUGUUGCAUAUCUGGGGGAAUUAGUCCAUAGCUGUGUCUUCAUGAGGGCAGAUUCCAGCAUGAUCUUUUUCUUCUAUCCAGCCAUGCUAGCUUUCUCCUGGGAAAGUGCUGAGGUUUGGCGCUCUCAAGUGUGCAGUGAUCAAAGUCUCAUGCAAGUUAUAACCUCAUUCUGGAGGAGGCUAGCCGACCUGCAUGAAAAGGAAAUCAGCCCCGGACCUGUAGAAUGUGUGUAAAUGCAUAUAAGUUUGCCAAAAUUGCCAUACUAGUUUAGAGAAAUAGUACUUAGAAAUAAACAGAUUUGUUACUUUUUGUAUUUUUUACAAAAGAUGAUCCCUAUCUGAGGUUCAAGUCAUUUUCAAUGUUCAUUUUUGAAUUGUAUC